This is a messenger RNA of Spirodela intermedia, 5272 nucleotides long. Lineage: Eukaryota; Viridiplantae; Streptophyta; Magnoliopsida; Alismatales; Araceae. The record is from the annotation of a GenBank genome assembly.
AUGCAGGAUCCCUUGGAGUCCUUCUUCAACUCGAUGCGCGCCGCUGAGUGCGGCUUCAGACGGGCCGUGAAGGAUGUUGAAUUCCAGUGGCGGGCUCCCCGUCGGGGCGGCCAUCGCGUAGGUUUCUUCAGUCAACGGAAGGAGGUGCCUCAGUUGGCGGAGGAGGCAGAACAGGGCUGGGAUAUGACUGUUCCCGCCGAGGAGGUGACCGGGAAAUGGUCACUCGCUGUUUUCUCUGCUCCGAUCGAAUCUCUACCGUGGAGAAACGUCCGUAGGAGCGAGGAGACGAAGAGGGCGCCGACACGGGGUGAUGUUUCAGGGGAGGACAGUGGCUGGUGCUCGUUCUGCGUGGAACUUCCGGCGGCGCUGUCUUUCUUCCUCGACGGGUUUCAAUUACCGAGAAAACACGUCCGGAAGCGCUCUGCCAUGGAAGACGGCCAUCGGCAUCAUCUUGGCUUAAGAGCCAAUGGCGAAGGUUCAGAUGGGAAGUGUAGUGUGGAUAAUCGGCAUAAAAGGAAACCAGUAACUCCAGGAUUCCUGACGAGCUGGCUGCUCGAGAAUUUGCUGCGGAAGCUUUAUAUGCUCGAUCAGAACAUCCAAGAUGGUGGGGCUAAGCCCUCCGGGACACCAGCUUCUUCGGAGCCUCUUCCAGAUGAUCAUCUGAAGAUAAUAACAGGCAUUAUAGAACGGAAAAAGUCGGAUGUGGGCGGCUUCCUGUCGCACAUGAGUUUUGCCAGAGUCGGAGGACUGCCGGCGACCCUUGCCGGAUUUACCGUUCCUAUCAAGGGUGUGGCUCGGCAUCAUCCCUCCAACAGCGGAAGGGAUGAACCAGAGACCAAUUCGGUGCAAAAGCUCACGCGUGAACUGUUAAGCAUCCCCUUGUCGAACGUUGAGCGCUGGCUAUCCACAGUCUCCACUGUUUCUCUGGCGGGGCUCGUAGAGUUUCUGCCCCAAUUGAGGCGAUCCUCUAGGGAACAUCCCGACAAGAAGAAGCUAAUAUCCGUUCAGGACUUUUUCAGGUACACGGAGACGGAAGGUAUGGCAAUUACUUCUGUCGUAUGCUCUCAGUGCAUUUGGAAGAUAACAAGAAUUUAACAGUUUCAUUGUUCUACGAUAUCUUCUGUAUGGUAAUCUUGUUGAAUUAUUAGCCCCUGCUUUUCAACUUUCUUCAUGUUUGUUGACUUUUGAUUCAGAAAAUGCAUGUGCGCAUGUUUUCUUCCAUUCUGUUCCCUGUGAUCAAUGCUCUAUAUUAGCUUUUUUGCCUGGGCCUACUUUGCUUGAAAGACACUAUUUUUUCCUCGUCAUGAGAUAUCUUACGGACUAAUCUUAGUAGAUUAAGCCUGCUGAUGCUUACAUGAUAUAAAGCUUUCAACCUUCAUGGUGUAUGUCUUCGAGGAAGAUAUUAUAUUUUAUCGUCAUUAUUUUUCUUUCAGAGAAUGGGAUGAAGAAACAAUGUCAGAUUAUGUUUGUCUCCAGUAAUUCAACCUCAUGACAGUAUGUUAGGAUAAACCUAAAGGGUGACGAGAUAAAACUAUUAUCCUACCCGUUCGAAAGGUCCUUUAAAAUCCAUGAUCUUGAUCACACAUAUUACAUUGAGCGAAUGGCAUCGUAAAGAAUUUUUUUUGAAAUUUAUAAGGAAAGCAUUUUUUCUUCAGGUUCCUCUGUUAUCUUCAUAUAAGAUUAGUGCGAGGGUGACAUUUUGAACAGCAUCUUAUUCUUUUAUUUAGCUUGUGCAUUUUUUAGUUAAAUUGUUGUAUUAUAAACUCAUAAUUCGCUUGACGGAAGUUUGGGGGGGGGAAUACGAAGAGGUCCGCUUGAGCAUGAAACUAGUAAACCUAUAUUAUUAUCAUAUUCAAUAAAAUAAAAUAAUUAAGUAAUAAUGAUCUUUGAAGUGCCAACUAUAAUGUCACUGUUCUAUUCAUGUCAGAAUGGGACUCAACCUCUUUUUGUAUCAUUUUCUCUUUCGCUGAUUGUAAUUACAUGACGACAGGAAGACGAUUCUUUGAGGAAUUGGAUAGGGACGGUGAUGGGCAAGUAACACUUGAAGAUCUAGAGAUUGCCAUGAGAAAGAGAAGGCUCCCUCAGAAAUAUGCUCGGGAAUUCUUGCGACAGACCAGAAGCCACAUGUUUUCAAAGUCAAUUAAAUGGAAGCAGUUUCUGUCUCUACUGGAACAGGAGGAGGCCACCAUCCUCCGAGCCUAUACUACCCUUUGCUUGAGCAAGUCGGGGACAUUAGAAAAAAGUCAGAUUAUGACCACACUUAAAAGCGCAGGACUUCCUGCCAAUGAAGACUCUGCUGUUGCCAUGAUGCGCUAUUUGAAUCCAGACACUCACGGGUCAAUCUCCUACAGCCAUUUUCGAAAUUUCAUGCUUCUUCUUCCCUCAGAGCGCCUUGAAGACGACCCUAGGUAAAUGGUAUUUCUUGACCGGCUAACUUGCAUCAUUCAUUUCUAAUGUCUUACCAAUGGCAGUAUUCCUAUAUGUUGAGAUGUAUUCGUAAAUAUUCUGAUCCGUGGAAUUUUAUUUUGUCUAUUUUAUUACUUUAAUAAUACGCCAAUGGCUUCGAAUUAUGUAGUAUUGUUUUUAUCAUAAGGCUACACUGUAAGUGUGAUUAUUUUUGAAGUCUUAGUUCAACUGACUGUAUUAAUAAAUAAAUUUUGAUCCAUAAAGAGUAUUUCUCCUCAGAACCAGUUCAUACCUGCUAUUAUUUUCAUUUCUAGUCUCUAUAAUUAUUUUUCUUACUGUUAUUUUUCUCUGUAUUUCUAAGGGACAAUUAGCUAUCUCGAUUCCUCUCACUUCAUAGGUAGCCGUUGGAUUCCAGAAAUUUAACCAUUAAUUACGUUCUAAUAUAGUUGAAACAGUCUUAUCUGAAGUCAGGCAGUCAUGGGUAUGUUUAACGGUUUUCUUUCACGGAGAUUAAUUUCUAGCGCAUCGAAUUUUCACCUACAGGAACGUCUGGUUUGAAGCUGCGACGGUGGUUUCUGUCCCCCCUCCCAUGGCGAUUCGUGCUGAAAGUGUAUUGAAGUCUGCUUUAGCAGGUGGACUCGCUUCUGCGCUUUCAACUUCCCUACUGUACCCUGUGGACACUAUGAAGGCAAGCCUCCCCGUUUUUUACCCUGGUUCCCGUACUUCUUCUAUUUUAUUUUCUAAUUAUGCAAGGCAGAACAGAUUGACGAAAUAAGAGAGGAAAAGGCAUUUUAUUUUCUAAUUCUGUCACGCUAUUUGGAUCACUGAUUAGCUUGUAUCUCGAGGAAGCCAUUUAUUUUGGUAUUCUAAUCUUUUAUCUCGUAUGUCAGUUUUUGUCAAAAGUAUCAUAUCAAGGCAUAGUUUCUAGCUUUGAAAAACCAAAUCUCCUGCUGAAGUAAGAUCAUCCGAGUCUCUGUCAAAUCUACCAGUACUGGAACUUUCCAAAUACCUGUUCUAGAAAUCAGCUCGGUUGCUACUUCUCCACACCCACUUUGUAGGCGUUGAUGGUUUCCAUUGAUGUUCUAUGGGGAGGUCUUGAUGGACAAUACGAGAUAUGAACGCUUUAGAUUAUAAGGACUAGUAAUAGUGACAGAUCUAAUGUGCCAUUUAAUGUUAGAUCUUCUGUCUCAAGCUCUCUGUUGAGUGUCUUCAUGCGUAUUGAGUGUUAGAUUUUCUGGCCGGCGGUUAAGGUGACAUGAUGUUAAAAUAUCAGACGAGGGUACAAGCAUCGACUCUCUCAUUCCCAGAACUCGUUUCAAGGCUUCCACAAAUUGGGCUACGAGGGUUAUACAGAGGCUCUGUGCCAGCUAUUCUUGGGCAAUUCUCAAGGUCUUCUUCUUCUGUAGCAUCGACUAAUUUUCUAUAUUUGGUGGCAUAAAUUCACGUGGCUGAAUCCUUUUCUGCUUAUGAUGGCAACAGCCACGGGCUACGGACGGGGAUCCUUGAAGCAAGCAAGCUUCUGUUGAUAAAUGUUGCCCCUUCACUUCCAGAAAUUCAGGUGAUAAUCGUGCCUUAAGUUGCUGUUCUAAUUCUCUGACUACAGGUUUGCUUUAUUAUGUGCGCAUUUUCUUCCCUAAUUGGAUUCAAGAUAAGUUGACUUCUAUUUUUAGUUAAUUUUCUUUAAGAAUAACCAAAGAAUCUGCGUUUUCUUGGGGAAAAAAUCGAUUCUUUCACUCUUGUUCAUCUGACCCAAAUGCGAUAAUCUGAAACUUUAUUCACAGUUUUUUUCCCUGUUAAAUACGUUUUCAUUAAAUAAAUUGGUCUCUAGACGGCUUCAUAUAAUCACUGCUUAAUCAUUGAAUCUGCCCGACUUUCUUUUUAAAAACAUUUAGCAAUUUAUUACCCUGUAUAAAUUACGUCUUUUAUUUUAUUAAGUUCUAUUUUUUCCCCAAAUUCCCUCCUGAACAAAUUUUCGAGAUUUUUUUUUAAGUACCAAAUAAUUAAAUCUGUUAAUCAUCAGACCUCUUAAAAUUAAUUAAUUUAUUCAAACUCUGGCACUGGCCAGAUGUCUGUGGCUCAUUCUGUCUCGGCCAUAAAAACUGAUAGCUGAGAGGAAAUCUGUGCGGUGUGUGUCACAGGUGCAGUCCCUAGCGUCCUUCGGCAGCACCGUCCUUGGAACGGCGGUGAGGAUUCCGUGCGAGGUUCUGAAGCAAAGGCUGCAGGCCGGCCUCUUCGACAACGCCGGCGAGGCCAUCCUCGGCACCCUCCACCGAGACGGCCUCGGUGGCUUCUUCCGCGGCACCACCGCCACCCUCUGCCGGGAGGUCCCUUUCUACGUCGCCGGCGUCGGCUUCUACACCGAAGCCAAGAAGGUCUUUCUCUCUGUCUCUUUCUCUCUCUCGGUGGGCUGGGUUAAGUGGAUAACUCAAAAUCCCAAUGGCUUUGAUUUGUUCGUACCAUUCUGUCAUCUAUCACUUGCAGGGUCGGUUUGUGAGUCACCCAAACUCUCUCUCUCUCUCGCUGUCUGUCUUUAUUGAAUCUCGGAUGGUCUUUCUGAUGGGUUCAGGCGACUCAGAAGAUGCUGGAACGUGAGCUGGAGCCGUGGGAGACGAUCGCCCUGGGGGCUCUCUCCGGCGGGCUCGCCGCCGUGGUGACGACGCCCUUCGACGUGAUGAAGACGAAGAUGAUGACGGCCCCCGAGGGGCUUCCCCUCUCCAUGUCCGCCGUGGCCCUCGCCGUCCUCCGCCACGAGGGCCCUCUCGGCCUCUUCAAGGGGGCCGUCCCCCGCUUCUUCUGGAUCGCCCCCCUCGGCGCCAUGAACUUCGCCGGCUACGAGCUCGCGAGGAAGGCCAUGGACAAGUCCUGA